Messenger RNA from Dioscorea cayenensis subsp. rotundata (Guinea yam), 5666 nucleotides. RefSeq lists its product as uncharacterized. The transcript is spliced from 10 exons. The coding region runs from base 68 to 5434 and encodes 1788 amino acids. Gene Ontology annotation, cellular component: nucleus; exosome (RNase complex). Lineage: Eukaryota; Viridiplantae; Streptophyta; Magnoliopsida; Dioscoreales; Dioscoreaceae. The record is from RefSeq and is a predicted model, not a curated record.
CGCUCUCUCGCUCUCUCGCUGCGCUCGUUCUCGAAACCACCCUCAGUCUGUGGCGGAGCACGGCCUCAUGGAGUCCAAGAUAGACGAGCUCCGUGCCAAGGCCAUCGCCUCCCUUCCCAGUUCCAGCCCUAAUCCUAGCCCCUCGCGGCGGCCCAAGUCCUCUGGCUCCCGGGAAGAAGGCGAACUCUCCCCCAGUUAUGAACCGGGUACUUCUAUUUCUACUACCCUGCAAGAGGAUAAAGCAUCGAUUGAGCCUGAUCCUGGUCCUGUGUUGAUAGCCUCUUCUAGAAGUUUGAAAACUAGCAUGCCGACAUCAAAGGCAGAAGUAAAUCAAUAUCGCACCAGCCAUUUAGUUAUGACCCAUAUGCAGCAGCAUCAGGGAUCAGUUGCGCAGAACUACAAUCAAUGCUUUAAGAAAAAGAAAACUACAUUUAAAUCUGAGAACAACCGAAAUCUCAGUUGGCAUGGGAAAGGAUCAAAUGAUAAUCUUGUUAUAAGCUUCUCAGAUGAUGACAGUGAAAGUGGCCCUGAAGAGUGUAGACAAGAGAACACUCUAGGUGAAAAAGUUGAUAUGGCCAGAGCCAAAAUGUCAAGUACCCCACCACAAUUACAGACAGAAGUUCUGCAACAUACACUAAGUACCAGAGCAAAGCAGGUUUGGAAGAAGGAAUAUGCAUGCAUGCCAUCCAUCUCUACGAACUUUAAAAAACCUGGAACCAAGGACAGGGGUCCUCUGGCUUCUUUGGUUGAUAAGGAGUUGAACAUUCAGAGGAAUUCGUCUAUUGCCAAGGGUUCAUCAAGCCUUGAGAAUGAAUCACAACUUAGUGCAAAUUUGGCAAAUAAGCAACUGGCAAGUUUGAGACGUCAAAUUGCUGUACGAGAGAAUGAACUAAGGGUUCAACGGGAGAAUGAACUGAGGGUUCAGCGAGAGAACGAACUAAGGGUUCAGAGAGAGAAUGAACCAAGGGUUCAACAAAAGUCAACAUUUCAAAGCAAGGAAAUGGUUUCUGGUUUGUAUAGUAACCAGCGUCAAGCUUAUUUCAUGAAGCGGGAUGCCCAGGCUGCUGGUAUCAAUGUACUUACUUCUGCUAAUACUAUAGGCUUGCCACCGAAGGAACAAGCUCUAAAACGUGCAAAGCUUGAUGAAAACGCGCACAAUAAACUUAUUUCUGGUGACCAAGUUCAAGGGCAAGUACUGUUUGGCACAUCUAGUGAUGAUAUGGGACACCAUGGAAAUAACAGAGGUACAAAAGAUGCAAGCUUGCUAAGCCAUAGUGUACAUGUUCCUGUGCCAUCUGAAGCUCCUGUUAACACAAGGAAAGGCAAUGAAUCUUUGGGGCCAACCCAGGAAGCUGCAUCAUUUAUGGUUGGAAACCUUGGAAUGCCCCUUCAGCUACAAAGUAAAAUCAAAUUUUCUUCUGGAAUUUCUUGCAGUUUGGGCGAGUCUCAUGAUGGGAAUUUGCAAGGGGAUUCCAACACAUUAACAAACAGACCGCCUGUAGAUCAAAUGAUACUUUCUUUUGAGAGCUUACCAGAUAAUAGGCAUUUAAACAUCUCCAGGAAAAGUAAUGCUUCUCCUAUGUUUCUUGAGGAUGCAACAUACAAAGAUGAACUAGAGAGAGGCCAGCAAACUAUUCCUACAGUUGAUGUUGGAAUGCCUUUAUCAACAUCCACCAAUGCUUUGGAGAAGUAUUCUGUCUCUGUUCCCAUGAGUAACUUGGUUAAUGAUGAGACAACCAUCUCAAGGGAGGGUAAUACGAACUUGCAAACUUUGAUCAAGUUGGAGGAAUUACAUGACAAAGAACUGGAAGAAGCACAGGAGCUUAGGCGCAGGUGUGAGGUUGAAGAAAGGCGCACAUUGAUUGCUUAUCGUGACGCACAGAGAGCAUUGAUUGAGGCCAAUGAAAAAUGCACUAUUUUGUAUAGGAAGAGAGAUUUAUUUUCUUGUCAAGCUAGAGCUUUGAUGAUGGAGGCUUCAAGUUCUAUGUGGCCUUCAAGUUGGCAGAAUUCUAGAGGAACUAGGAUGGACUUACCAAAGACUGCUCCAAGUGCUAGCUGCGAUCUCUUACAGCAUGUUGAACAUGAAAUGGCAGUUAAUUGCCAGGCUAUGUGUGAGUUGGGCUAUGAGUCUAGCAUCCAAUGCCCUGAUGUUGCUCUUGUUGACUUAUCUAGUAACCCAAUUAAUGUAUUUAAUUAUGGAUCUGAACCCUGUCAUGAACCAAAUAGGGACUCCUCAGAACCUAAAGAUGGCAUUGGUAUCAUUGAUGAGAAUGCUUCUGCCAAUAGCACUGAAGAGAAUUUGCUAUGUGAUAACAGCAUUCCUCGGUCAGGAUUACCGUGUGAUAUUACUGAUGGAAAUAAUGCAAAAAAACUUAUGAACAAGCCUUCCAAUGAGAAUGUACGUGAUUUUGAACUCGAAGCUUCUUUGAGGUCUCAACUAGUAGCAAGAUUAGGUAAAAAAUCUUCUUUGUGCAAGAGUAGUGAUGGAAGUAAAACAAGCAUCUUUGACAAAGAAGCUAUUAGUACUGAUGCCCACAAGAAGCCAUGUACUCCUAGCAUAUUGCAAUCUCUUGAAGGAGAGAAAAACCAAAUACCAAGUUUUCAAGGUAUUGAAAAGCCUCAAAGCUGCUUUGAUGACUCCUCAUCACAAGCAUUUGCCCUGCCUCAUGAGAAUAAUAAUUCUUCAAAUGAAGAUUUUGUUAGGAAUGACUAUACAGUAGAUGAGCCUCAUAAAAUUAGCAAUCCUGGAAACUCCAACUCCAUUUCAAAAGAAUCCUGCUGGCAAGUGGCCAUACCUGUUUUGUCCUUACCUUCUUUGGGUCUUCAUAUUGUUUCGAGGCAUGCGAAAUUUUUAUUGUCUGAAAUUGACCAUGAGUUUCCUGAGAAGGAUAGUGUGUCCAAUAGUCCUCUAGUGGUGGUUGUUGAGUGCAUGCCAGGUCGAGAGGACAACAGUUCAAGAGUGUAUGGUGAAAGAUAUGGUGGAAAUAUUGAGAAAGAUUCCCAAUCAAGUAUCCUUUCAAUUGAUUCCUUCUGGCCCUUCUGCAUGUUUGAGCUCAGAGGGAGAUGUAAUGAUGAGGAAUGCCCAUGGCAGCAUUUCAAAAACUUAAAGCCGACUAAAGAUUCAGUUGCCUUGGCUUCAGACAGUCAAGUUGGUCAUCCACUGACUCUUGGAAAAACUGCUGCUUCUUUUGGAUCUCAUUAUGGCAUUGACCGAAAUCUUCUGCCAAUUCCAACUUACCAAAUUGGAUUGUAUCUUAUGAAAGCCAGUUCACAUCUAUCACAGUCAAUCCUGGCUCGCUACAGUUGGCAGUUUUGGCAAAGGGGUUUUUCCACCUGUUCUAUCUUACCCUUUUCCUUUCAAAGGGUACUUCCUCCAGAUGCAGUGUGUUUACAAUCUGAUGAUGAUCAUAGUGCUGAUGACCAUAAAAGUAACAGGCCAGCUUUCUUCUUUCAAAGUCCAGAUGGCAUACUCAUCCAAGCCAUGAAAGGAUUGACCGAUUCUGAGCAGUCAUUGGAGUUGGCACUUGAUUUGUUAAAUGGCACAUUCAACAGACCAGACCAAAAGCAGGCUCUAUCAUUGUUGUCACGAAGCAUUGAGGCUUACCCCAGUUCAGUCAACCUAUGGGUCAUCUAUUUGCACAUUUACUACUGUGGGGAGAUGUGCCAAAGGAAUGAUGACUUAUUUCCAUAUGCAGUGGAACAUAAUAAACAUUCUUAUGAGUUGUGGCUUAUGUAUAUAAACAGCCGGAAGCAGCCUAGUGAUCGAUUGAAUGCGUAUGUGAGCGCACUGAAUGCUUUUUCCAACAAAGUAGAUGCCUCUGGCAAGGCGAGAAAGUAUAUUAGUGCAUGCAUAUUAGAUAUUUUCCUGCAGAUGGUUGAUUUCCUUCAGAUGUCUGACAACGUGGAUUGGGCCAUCUAUAGAACCUACCAACUUGUGAGGCCAAAUUCCAACUCCAAUGACAAAUUGUUGUCCAAUAUGUAUUCACAAUUGAUACUAUCCGAUAGGUGUAUGUUCUGGUUUUGCUGUGUGUAUCUGACCAUCUACAAGAGGCUUCCUGAAGCUGUAGUACUACAGUUUGAAUUUGAGAAAGAGCUCCCAUUUGAGUAUGAAUGGCCUUGCGCUCAAGUUGGAAAUUAUGAAAAAGACCAGGCUUUAGAUAUAAUGAGAUUUGCAAUAGACAAGUUGACACUAGACUGUGAAGACAACAAUGAAAAGGAUCCUGUAGAUCAGCGGCCGCUGCACUUUCUAGUCAUUUGCCAUCUUAGAUGUGCAGCAGCACUUGAAGGGUUACAUUGCUUAGCUGAUUUGUUGGUCAAAUACAUGAGAAUGUAUCCAACCUGCAUUGAGCUUAUUCUUUUGUCAGCUCGGUUGCAGGCAAGGUGCAGAGAACAUGAUGUGCUGCGAGGUUUUGAAGAGACACUUUCCGAUUGGCCGAAAGAAAUUCCCGGCAUACAAUGUGUCUGGAAUCAGUAUUUUGAAUUCAUUCUGAAGGAGGGUGGGAUUGAACUUGUGCAGAAGGUGAUUGACCGCUGGUAUCAUAACUUUUCAUGCGUCAAACAAGAUACGGAGACUGGGAAUACGGUGGAGAUGAAAAAUGAUUCAGUGAAAUUGCCUUCACAUGCAUAUCUUUCUACCUCAAGGGAUGAUAUCUUUAGUGUGCUUAAUCUUAGUCUUUACAAACUGCUGCACAAAGACCAUUCACAAGCAUCUGCUGCAAUCAGUAAAGCAUUAAAGUUGGCAACCUUGGAGGAUUUCAAGCAUUGUGUGAGAGAACAUGCUGCGUUUGUGAUGAUUAGCAAGUCAAAAGAUGUGCAAGAUGCACCAAGUGUUUUACUAGGGCUGAUAAAAAGCUACCUCAGUGAUUGCCGCUUUUCCAUUGUACAGCAACCCUUGUCAAGAAGAUACUAUCAGAACAUUAAGAAACCUAGAAUCCGACAAUUGGUUAACAAAAUACUUGGGCCAACUUCUAUGGAUUAUUCCCUACUAAAUUCUGUCCUCGAAGCAUGUUAUGGCCCAUCGCUUCUUCCAGAGCACUUUGACAAGCCGAAGGAUUUGGUUGAUUUUGUUGAACCUCUGAUGGAAGUUGCACCUUCAAACUAUGUUUUGGCUUUAUCAGUGUAUAAAUUGACUGGCAAAACGUUCAACCUCACGAGUGUUGUAUAUGAUGCAGUAAUGUUUUGGGCAACAACACUUCUGGUUAACUCCAUCCUCCAGGCUAUCCCUGCAGCACCAGAGCAAAUAUGGUUUGAGGCUGCUCAUGCUCUGAAAGAUUUUGAAUGUGGAAGUAUUACUCAGUGGUUCCAUCAGCUGGCAGUUUCUGUGUAUCCUUUCUCAGUAAGGUUGUGGCAAUCCUAUUUGGAUAUAUCUAAGAAAACUGGAAAUGCCGAUCUAACUGUAAAGAUGGCAAAAGAAAGAGGUAUUGAGCUUUGCUAGGUUUCAUAUUGCCUUUUAUUUUGCUUUUUACCAUGUUAUAGGACAGUGUUGCCAUUAGUGGUGAGAAGGGACCUGGAGGGAGUUUUGAAAUCCAUGGAGAUUGUUGUCCCACUGGAUGUGCGGAUGCAACCAUCCAGGUUCUAUUGAAAUUCUUAAUGAUUAUAUACUUUUUCUUUUUUCAACAUGUACAUACCUUCCCCUGCCUUAAAUACAGUGCAUUGUUAUGAGAUCA